CACCACGUUCGUCGUCAAGUGUUGGCGCGAGGGGCGUAAAGUCACGCCCACCUACAGCUUAAAAGCCUUCACGGAGACGCGCGUGGCGACACUGAGCUCUGGCUCACGGCUCCUGCACGCGACACAAACAUGAAACUGCUUCAAGAUUCUUCGGACGUAAAGUCCACGAGCAAGAUUCUCAAACCACAGGUGGAAAGACGUCGGAGAGAAAGGAUGAACCGCAGCCUUGACAGACUUAAGGGCCUGUUGUUACAACCACAGGAACAAGUUCAGCGCAGAGUGGAGAAAACCGAGAUUCUGGAGCGCACCGUCGUCUUCCUGCAGAACUCUGGCAGAGAAGACAAGGUGAGAGCUGCAGGUCAGGGCCAGUCCUUCCGGGACGGCUUCUCCAGCUGCCUGCAGAGAGCGUCCCUGUUCCUGGGGGCCGCUGGCACCGGCCUGUGGCUGCAGGGGGCACUGGACGCCUCUCUCACCGCUCGCUUCGUCGGGUCGGAGUCCGCAGAAGAGCACAAGGAGACGGACGCCUUGGCCAGAUCUCUGCGUCUCAGGAGGUCGUCCAGGGCCGUUCUGCAGAUGCUCAUACGCACGUCAGGCUACAGGUUGCGCACGCAUGCGCUAAACGGGGCCAACUGCGUCGAGCCCAGUCGGUCCCGUCCAACCUCCCAACAAACCCACAGAGUCACGGGUCGAGGCAACAAGCAGAGUCCGCCUCGGAUGAGCCUCCCGGUCGGCCAGUCUCUGUGGAGACCCUGGCCUUGACACCGGCCACAACGGGACUUUUGAUGACUCGAGCAUGGAGAUUAAUGUUCAUGCGGCAGCAUAUUGUGUUCGUUCUGAAUUUCCAGUGCAAUAUAUUAUAUUACUGCUUCCUGCUAAACCUCAUUUAAGCUGUAGAUACUGUACAUUUAUGAUCUCAUGUAUUGUGUCUUUUUGCAAGUAUUUUUGCACCUUAAUUUAUUUAGUCUCUUGUAAAUAAACACGUUUUAAAACUGA
This is a messenger RNA of Betta splendens (Siamese fighting fish), 993 nucleotides long. RefSeq names its product transcription factor HES-2-like. The record is from RefSeq and is a predicted model, not a curated record. NCBI's taxonomy places the organism in Eukaryota, Metazoa, Chordata, Actinopteri, Anabantiformes, Osphronemidae. The transcript is spliced from 3 exons. Gene Ontology annotation, molecular function: DNA-binding transcription factor activity, RNA polymerase II-specific; RNA polymerase II cis-regulatory region sequence-specific DNA binding; protein dimerization activity. Gene Ontology annotation, cellular component: nucleus. Gene Ontology annotation, biological process: anterior/posterior pattern specification; regulation of transcription by RNA polymerase II; regulation of neurogenesis. The coding region runs from base 130 to 759 and encodes 209 amino acids.